Messenger RNA from Colletotrichum acutatum, 1322 nucleotides. RefSeq lists its product as uncharacterized. The transcript has a single exon. The record is from RefSeq and is a predicted model, not a curated record. Bases 371 to 1213 code for a protein of 280 amino acids. Lineage: Eukaryota; Fungi; Ascomycota; Sordariomycetes; Glomerellales; Glomerellaceae.
GUUGGCAGAAAGACCACUUCCACUAGCGACCGCGGGUCCCGAGCUGUGUGUCCCAGAGAGUCCGACGCGCGAGACCGUGACCUUUGGUGCAGAGAGAACGUGGCAGAGGGAGCCGACGCCAGAGGUGGACUCCGCGCUCGAGUCUGCAGCUACACGCAGGUCCCCAUACCUGGGGUUUAGACCGGCACCGGGUCUCAUGCUCCCGCCGCCGCCACCGCCGCAGCGCGAACAGCGACGCCCUCACUUCGUCCGCGUCAACAAGUCCGCGCCCAAGAAACACGCCAAGUCGGUCGGGACAGACUAUAUGAAGAGGGAUCGGCUCAACGCCAACGUGACCUGUGGCUAGACCACCGCCAGCGCCGUGGAUGAGAUGAAGGCCGCCGUCGAGUCUCUCAGCCGACAGAUGGGCGCCUUUUCGGGUGGCCAGGAGAAGGCCGCGGCCGAGAUCGGAUCCUUAAAGGUGAGCAUGGGUGAGAAGAAGGCCUUGGAGAAGAAGAUACAAGAUGAAGGAAGGGAUCACGAUAAGAGAAUUCGUGAUCUGAUGGCUCAGUAUAACGCCCUGAAUAAUGCCAAGAUGGGCGUCGAGAAGGACCUCGGUGAGGCCAGGGGCGAAGUCGAGAGGGUUACAAGGGACCUCGAACGAUCCCAAGCUGAUAAUACAGCAAUGCUGGAAAGACUCCAGUCAUGUGAGGAUGCGUUUUCUUCAGAGCAGGAGAUUGCGAGGCUCUCUGCCGACCUCAAAGCAAGGAACGAGACCCUGCAGAGGUUGUUUGACGCCUUCCACAUGGAAGGCAGCGACGCGGCCAACGAGCCGUUGUCUCUCAAGAGACGCUUGGAGAUGACGCCCAAGCUCUUUGCAAACGAGGCCGACAAGCAAUGGGUCGCAACGGCGAUGACGGUGUGUGCGCGUCUGAUUUCACUCAACGUGGUUGAUGAGCGCAUGGCCUACGAGCGCGUGAUUGAGGAGCUCGCCGGAGUCGUCGUGGACGACGACAUGUACCAGAAGGUUGUCAGCUUUCUGGAGGGGGCUGAGUACCGAGAGAACUACUGUCUGUGGCAGGCGUUGAGUGACAAUGUCGAACAAGUAGACGUACUGAGCGGGUCCAAGUGUUCGCUCCAUCGCGAUACGGAGACGCCAUGCUUGCGGGUGAGAGUGGUGUCCAGGAAUGAGCAGGACCACUUGGUGGUUACCAAGCGGCUAUGGGGUGGGUGAGGGAUGGAUGAGAUGGAUGAGGGAUGAGAGGGAUGAGGGUGAGGGAUGAAUGAGGGUGAGGGAUGGAUGAGGGUGAGGGAUGGAUGAGGGUGAGGGAUGGAUGAGGGCG